Molecule: messenger RNA, 1416 nt
Organism: Aspergillus calidoustus
Lineage: Eukaryota; Fungi; Ascomycota; Eurotiomycetes; Eurotiales; Aspergillaceae
Source: the annotation of a GenBank genome assembly
AUGCAUCUACAACUUCCUCCGCCUCCCAGGCAUUUGAUAUCGCCUGCCGAAGGACACCGUACUCCCACAAUCGAGGAUACACUGAGAGACCUGUCAACUUUCAGCGCUGCACUCCAACCGGCGGCUUCACGGGUGCGCAAAGCACAUUCGUCGGCCCUAGAGUCUUUGUACAGCCAGCAAAAUCGCGCACAUAAUGAACAACCGGACCCGGAGGAUCUGUCCAGAUCCAUAUCCGAGGUUACUACUGGUAAACUCAAUUGGAAGAAGCGGAUACGACACUUUACCUGGGCGUUCUUUACAUUGACAAUGGCUACCGGCGGGAUUGCCAAUGUUAUAUACAACAUCCCUUAUAGGUUUCGAGGCUUGGAAACCAUUGGCAUCAUCUUCUUCCUCGCCAACAUUGUUUUCUAUCUUAUAAUCUGGGCUUUAUUGCUCACAAGAUUCUAUUUAUUUCCAUAUACUUUCAAGGCAUCAUUGUUGCAUCCUACAGAGUCUUUGUUUGUCCCAGCGUCGGUCGUCUCGUUUGGGACUAUCCUGAUUAAUGUUUCGCAAUACGGCACUGACAACGCUGGGCCCUGGCUUACAAACGCCGUCAACAUUCUUUUCUGGGUUGACGCUGCCCUGGCCGUCAUUUCUUCAGCGGGGAUCUACCUUUUGUUGUGGUCAACGCAAACUUUUACAAUCGCUCAAAUGACUCCCAUCUGGAUUUUUCCGGCUUAUCCCAUGCUGAUCAUUGGCCCUCACGCCGGCAUUCUAAGCUCCAAACUCGAACCAUCCCGCACGUUGCCGAUCAUUGUCGGGGGUACAACCAUCCAAGGCGUGGGAUUCCUGGUGUCACUAAUGGUAUACUCGGCCUUUAUCUACAGACUAAUGUCCCAGAAACUCCCGAGAGAAAACAUCCGACCCGGAAUGUUUGUGUCUGUUGGGCCCAGCGCCUUUACUGUCACGGGGAUUGUGACCAUGGCCGCGCAGGCAAACAGGUGCUUUCCCGAUGAUUUCAUGGGCGACGGCACGCUAGCUGCGAAUGUCUUGAAAAUUGUCGUCAAUUUCGCCUCGUUAUGGCUGUGGGGCCUAGCAAUAUUCUUCUUUUUCAUCGCAAGCUUUGCACACGUAUCGGCAAUUGGCCCCGGACGGAUGAUAUUUACCAUGGGCUGGUUCUCGUUUGUAUUCCCAAACACCGCGCUAAUCACAUCGACGUUUGCCAUUGGCAACGCAUUCUCCUGCAAGCCGAUCCUGAUCAUUGGAUGUGUCAUGGUUGUCGCGCUCUUGCUGAUGUAUGCAUUUGUUGUGUAUAUGAUGGUUCGAGCUAUUAUCCUCCGCCAUAUACUCUGGCCGCAAAAGGGAGAGGAUAAAGACGAAGGCGGGUUUGACAUCAAGGAGAUUCGGCCAGAGGCGCUUGGCGAUUCGCCGGAGUGA